Molecule: messenger RNA, 1184 nt
Organism: Punctularia strigosozonata HHB-11173 SS5
Lineage: Eukaryota; Fungi; Basidiomycota; Agaricomycetes; Corticiales; Punctulariaceae
Exons: 5
Coding region: 1-1104 (367 amino acids)
Biological process (GO): protein phosphorylation
Molecular function (GO): protein kinase activity; ATP binding
Source: RefSeq, a predicted model, not a curated record
AUGAACCUCGACGAAUACGCCGAGCGGCUGAUCAAUCUUCUCCCUCAGAACGAGAUUUUUGUUGACAAGGACAUUCCCCGUGACUACCAGAAUGGACUGCUUUACAUCACGGAACUGGAACGCCUCCGAUCUCUUACCUGUUCCAAGGCGCUCCGCCGCUCACUACCUUGCAUUCUCGACAUCACGAAGACCUGGACGCACUCGCUUCCCGAUACAUCUCGCCGAGUUCUGUAUCAGCAGUACCGACCGCUACUCUUUUCGAUCGACAAGCUAUCGACCGCUAGUCCUCAAGAUACAACACUCACCCUUGAACACGUGAUACGAGCGAAGCGCGACACGACCUCUCAGGUGUACAAGGGAUCGUUGCGUAUCGGUUCCGGAAAGUCUCGAGAGGUUUGCAUCAAGAUAUACCAGCAAAGCAUGUGCUCGCUACCGGACAUUGAUUCUUUCGACGAAGACGAGCGUUACAACCCUGAAUUGCGCACUGCUCGGCAUGACGCGGGUGUAGAGGCUUGGGCGUACUGUAAACUUGCUCCCCUCCAAGGCUCGAUCAUCCCUUGCUCGUAUGGCUUUUACGAAGCACGUCUCCCCAACGGCGAAACUGCUGUUGUUCACAUUCUCGAAUAUCUCAACGGAGUCACGUUGUCGUCUUUCAAACGACGCGAUGAUCUGGAACGGCAUUUGAGUUGUCGCGUGAUUGACAUGGUAGAGAAACUGCUCGAGAACAUAGCUCUCAUGCACGAACUGGGUGUCACGCACCAAGAUUUGAAUCCGAAUAACAUCAUGCUGCUGACGCAACCCAGAGGAUUGGAACCUCUGUCCUCUCUUGCGAUCAUCGAUUUCAACCGAGCAGCGCCGGUGCAUGCAAUCUUCGACAACGAACGUGGCGACUCACUUUGUAUGCUGGAUCUCUUCAGAAGAUACCGCGUGCCGAUAAGGCUUGUCGAGGCAUGGUACACAAAACACGCUUCCUCGCAUCCGCGCCCUCGCUGGCUUUCUUUGUUCGAUAGUAAGACAGCAGGAGAGGGCGCACAUUUCCGGUAUUGGCAUAUCAUAAUGUGCGGUCGCGAGAGACGACAGCAGUAUACAUCGAUUGAGUAUUAGCAUAGUAUGAUGUCAAAAAACGUUUUAGUGGGUGACUACGUGUUUUGUGCCAAUGUCGCGCAGAACGAGUGCUAUUUUGU